CAAAGACAGAAGAAAAAAAAGAAAAAAUAAGUAGAGACCAUCCAUUAAGGAAAACACAAUGUUUCAACUCAAGACAAUCCUCACCCUCCUCCCCAUCUUCCUAACAUCUACCCUCGCCGCCCCCUCCCCCAACACCCACACCCCCUCUGAAUCCCGCUCCGACUCGAAAUGCGUCUACUACUGCGGCAGCCACUGCUACUGGGCGAGCGACAUCAGCAAAGCGCAAGCAAAGGGGUACUCCUUACACGAAGAAGGGCGAACAAUCGACGACUACCCGCACGUGUACCACGACUACGAAGGGUUCGAUUUCACCGUCUCGGGAACAUACUACGAGUACCCGAUUCUGGAUGACUACAAGGUCUAUGAUGGGGGUUCUCCUGGUGCGGAUCGGAUUAUCUUUAAUGGGGAGGAUGAGUUUGCGGGAUUGAUUACGCAUACCGGGGCGGAGGAAUAUGAUGGGUUUGUGGCGUGUCAGGCUGUUUAGAUUGUCUAUUUAGUUGGUUUGUGUGGGUGAGGGGGGCUGGGGGAGGGGUGAGAGAAUGAAAAGUGUUUUUUGAUUGAUUAAGGGAGAAC
Aspergillus piperis CBS 112811 is the source of this 573-nucleotide messenger RNA. Its product is annotated as ribonuclease-domain-containing protein. The record is from RefSeq and is a predicted model, not a curated record. Gene Ontology annotation, molecular function: RNA binding; RNA nuclease activity. The transcript has 2 exons. Bases 59 to 484 code for a protein of 141 amino acids. NCBI's taxonomy places the organism in Eukaryota, Fungi, Ascomycota, Eurotiomycetes, Eurotiales, Aspergillaceae.